AUGUUACUGGCAAAACACGGGGCAUUCUAUCAUGCUUAUGGCCCCGAGUGUGACACCAUUGAUAGCCAUCGAGGUAGGACUAAGCGAGAGGAUGACUAUAAGAUUGGAGAACGCCGGACCCAAAGCUGGUCAUGGGGUGCCGACUUUGAUCAUCGAAUUAAAGUCGAGUCGAGUGUAGUUGGAGCAAUGGCUUCUGCUUCAUCAUCUCCCAGAGUCAUCAUCAUUGGAGCUGGAAUGUCAGGAAUUUUAGCAGCAAAGACCCUGCAUGAUUCUGGAAUUCAAGAUAUACUGAUUUUAGAAGCAAACAGCAAGAUUGGUGGUCGGAUUCAUAGAGCUCAAUUUGGAGGACACACUGUCGAGUUGGGGGCAAAUUGGGUUAUUGGUGGAGGUCCUAGGUCUAAUCGCUUGUAUGAAAUUGCUAACAAACUCAAGCUUAAGACCUACUUAUCAGAUUUUGGAAAUAUCUCAGCAAACAUCUACAAACAAGAAGGUGGAUUAUACCCUAAGCGUAUAGUCAGUGCGGCAUUAGAAGUUGCUGAAGCAAGGGAUCAAUUCUGCUCAAACUUUUCUACUAGACUAUCUUCACCGGGACACAAUCAUGAUGAUGUGUCGAUAUUGGUAUCGCAGCGCCUAUUCAAGCAGGUGCCGACGACUCCACUUGAAAUGGUUAUAGACUAUUUCUACAACGAUUACGAAGAUGCAGAACCUCCAAGAGUGACGAGUUUAUUGAACACAAUUCCUCGAUAUGAGUUUUUAGACUUUGGGGACCAAACUUAUUUCUUGGCUGACUCAAGAGGCUUUGAGAGUAUAGUUCUUUACAUUGCCAAGCAGUUUCUCUCGCACAAACAUGAAGCAAUAAGGGAUCAGAGGCUCAAGUUAAACAAGGUGGUUAGAGAGAUCAAUUAUUCUAAGACUGGAGUUCGAGUUAAAACUGAAGAUGGUUAUAUGUACCAAGCCAAAUAUGUGAUUGUCUCUGUGAGCGUUGGGGUACUUCAAAGUGACCUCAUUGUGUUCAAGCCACACUUACCUGAUCUCUUAAACGUGAAGCAGCAAUGGAAAACACUGGCAAUAUAUGAUUUUGAUAUGGCUGUAUACACCAAGAUAUUCCUGAAAUUCCCUAGCAAGUUUUGGCCCUCUGGACCCGGCACACAAUUCUUCCUCUACGCCCACGAAAAACGCGGAUACUACCCAAUAUGGCAGCACUUGGAGACUGAAAUGCCAGGAUCGAACAUUUUAUUUGUUACGGUAACAGAUGAAGAAGCAAAGAGGAUAGAGCAGCAACCGGAUAUUAAAAUCCAAGAGGAAAUCAUGGAUGUGCUGAAAAAAAUGUUCGGUAACAACAUCCCACAACCAGAAGACAUUCUUAUACCCAGAUGGUGGUCCAACAGAUUCUUCAAGGGUAGCUUCUCAAAUUGGCCUAUUGGAUAUAGUCAACGAAGACACAUGCAACUGAAGGAACCUGUUGGUCCAAUUUAUUUUAGUGGGGAGCACACCUAUUCUAGAUACUUGGGAUAUGCUGAUGCUGCAUAUUUUGCAGGUGGAAAUUCAGAUGUCAUGGACUGCCAAAUUAGAGCAUCAGGAGAUUAUCCUCUGUCUGAAUUUGGAAUAUUGACGUAUUGUUUAUUUUGUACCAACGAGUACUAUAUUGAAUUUCAUCCAUUGAAACAAUGUGAAGUUAAUGAUGAGUUUCAAUAA
Dovyalis caffra is the source of this 1695-nucleotide messenger RNA. NCBI's taxonomy places the organism in Eukaryota, Viridiplantae, Streptophyta, Magnoliopsida, Malpighiales, Salicaceae. The record is from the annotation of a GenBank genome assembly.